AUGGAUAAUCCCACAGCUUCUGGUGGUUCCAAUGCCGGAGCUGGUUCUUCCGCUGCCGCCAGCGAUGAGGGACGACCAAUUGUCUUUCGCGGCGUCACUAUCGGUUACGCCCAACGACCCGACAUUCGUUCCACUGACGAGGGCUACUACGGUCUCUGGAAGGACUUUAAAGGAGAUCUUCCCAUAGAGGAGCAAAUCGCGGCAAGACAUGUCCGCGCAAUCAUGUCAAUCAGCAAUUUGUUGAAUCGAGAGACCUAA
Molecule: messenger RNA, 258 nt
Organism: Botrytis byssoidea
Lineage: Eukaryota; Fungi; Ascomycota; Leotiomycetes; Helotiales; Sclerotiniaceae
Exons: 1
Coding region: 1-258 (85 amino acids)
Source: RefSeq, a predicted model, not a curated record